Messenger RNA from Capsaspora owczarzaki ATCC 30864, 897 nucleotides. RefSeq lists its product as hypothetical. Lineage: Eukaryota; Filasterea; Ministeriida; Capsasporidae. The transcript is spliced from 7 exons. Bases 1 to 897 code for a protein of 298 amino acids. The record is from RefSeq and is a predicted model, not a curated record.
AUGUCCGACAGCCCAGCGCCAACUACUGCACCAGUCGAGCAGAGUGCUGCAUCCACGCUGGAUGUGCUUGUUUCCAAGCUCAUGGUGCUCAAGCAGGAGCACAUGGACUCGCUCGCCAGUGCUGCGUCUCAAAGCAAUGAAGUCGAGUCGCUCAAGGCUCGCAUCGUCGAGCUCGAUCAGGAACUCGCGAGGAGCAGCAUUGAUUAUCAGAAGCUGAGAGAUGCGUAUGAAGACGUGGCGGAGCGGCUGAGAUUGAGCUGCAACAGCACUUUUGAGCUCGAGGCUGCCAGGCGAGAUACCGAAGCGCUGGUCAUGCAGUUCCGCCGUGAGCGCGAAGAACUCAUGGCGCGCGUCACGGAGCUCGAGGCCAAAGUCGCACAGUGCCAAAGCGCCGAAACUGCUUCAAAGGCGGCUUUUGCCGAAUCCAUCAAGGAGCAGGAGUCAACGCAGUCGCUUGCGUUCCAGCUGUUCAAGCGGAACGCGGAGGGCACCAUCCGCACCCUGCACGAAAAGAACAAGACCAUGUCCACGCAGUUGCUUCAGCUGCAGGAAAGCGGCACGGUUCAAAGCCAGGAGAUGUUCCGCAAGAAAUGGCAACAAGCACUGGCAUUGUUGACGGCCGAGCGUGACGCACAUGCAGCCACUCGAGCAGAGUUGGCUCAUGGCCGCCGCCCCAAGGCCGUGGUCGGAAGCGCUACUUCGUCAGCGGCUGCGACAAGUGCCACGUUGUCGGAUUCGACGCCGCAGGUCAACAAAGUCCCGCACAUUACCCGCAAGAAACCCCGUCUCCAACAGCCAGCGCCGGUGGCUGCCAAUCCCGUCGUGACGGUGAGCUCCAGCGCUCCCGCCAAGGACAAUUGGGCCAUCGAGGGUGAUAUGGACAUCGACUUGUCGUGA